This is a messenger RNA of Loa loa (African eye worm), 587 nucleotides long. RefSeq lists its product as hypothetical. The annotation marks the transcript as partial. The record is from RefSeq and is a predicted model, not a curated record. Lineage: Eukaryota; Metazoa; Nematoda; Chromadorea; Rhabditida; Onchocercidae. The transcript has a single exon.
UGCUUAUUUAUUUGUUUAGUUAUUUGUUUAUUUAUUUGUCCAUUUGUUUUUUAUUUAUUUGCUCAUUUGUUUGUUUUGUUUAUUCCUUUAUUUACCUGUUUAUUUAUUUGUUUAUUUGUUUUUUAUUUAUUUGUCCAUUUGUUUAUGUUUUGGUUCAUUUAUUUUUUAUAUAUUUAUUUGUUUGCUUAUUUGUUCACUUUAUUUGUUCGGUUACUUACUUAUUUGUUAUUUACUCUUCCACACAUUUAUUUUUUAUGCAGUUGUUUGUUCGCUUAUUUAUUUGUUUACUUAUUUAUUUGUUUGCUCAUUUAUUUGUUUAUUUAUUUGUCUAUUUAUUUAUUUGUUUUUUCGUUUGUUGAUUUACUCGUUUACUUGUUUAUCUUUCAGUUCAUCCAUUUUUUACAUAUUUGUUUGCUUACUUGGUUUGUUUAUUUGUUAUUUAUUCUUUCAUUCAUUUAUUUUUUAUGCAUUGUUUGUUUGCUUAUUUAUUUGCCCACUUAUUUGUUUGCUUAUUUAUUUGUUUGAUUAUUUGUUUGUUUGUUUAUUUGUUUAUUUGUUUACUAAUUUACUUGUUGCUUGCUUGUUUA